AUUUUUCCACCGCGGAACCAAAUGCGCAGUCACAGUUUCCACGGAACCUUUUGCCGCCGGACCGACUGAACGGAAGUUUCCUGCGUCGCUUGCGGAGGUCGUGUUGAGCCGUUCUUGUCAGUGACAUUCAGGAUAAACAUUGACCGGUGUUGAUCCGGGAGUAACGGGGAGAAACGUUUGCAGCCGCGCAUCAGUCAUGGCGAAGAAAAAGCAACUUCGUCUCAUAGCAGAAAUGGCCCGAAAGAUCCGGGCGUACCGAGAACUCAAGUCCCGGCCGCGUGAGUCACAGAAAUACGCCCUGGACUACGGCACGAUGAAGCGGCCCCACACAGGGAAGAUGCUGCCUGUGCUGGCCUGGCAGGAUGUCCGCAGGGAGAGUCGCCUCUUCUCCCUGCUGGCAGGUAUGAGGCUGUUCGGAGUGGGCCGCCUCUUUACGCGCAAGUCCUGGCUGGAGGACCACACAGAGCCCAGCUACUGGCAGAUCACCAAGGUCAAGGUGGACUACACCUCUGAGAACAUGGAUCAUGGCAAAGCGUGGGGGAUCCUCACCCUCAAAGGUAAACAGGAGAGCGAGGUCAAGGAGGUGGACAAGGUAAUGUACCACGACUGGCGCCUGGUUCCCAAACACAUGGAGCAGCAGUUCAAGGACUUUGAGCCGGUCCCUGAGCCGCCUGUGCGCUACGUCCCCUACCCUCCCCUGCUGCGCGCCAUGCUGCUGGCUAAGCACAAGAAGGCAACAGGCGCCGUAUUGGCCGAGGAGCCCGUCCUGCCUUUAAAGAGGGAUGUCCUGCUCAGCAAAGACUAUUUCCGCAGUCAGGAGCAAGAGGCGCAGAGGACGGAGGGGACAGCGGUGUGAUAAUUGUGUUGCUGAAGAUGAAACGUUGGACAUUUUGGACCAAAUCAAUGUUGACAGAGGUCUCAACGUCUUCUGUGCAAGUGCAUUGGAAUCCGUCAGCUCAAUGUCCUGAUAAGUCCUGGACUCAAAUGACUUCUCUGUAGUAGGUCUCUACAAGUGUGAUGUGUCUAUGCAUUGUGGUAAAUAUUAAAUAUUAAGGUGAAAUAC
This is a messenger RNA of Gasterosteus aculeatus aculeatus (three-spined stickleback), 1063 nucleotides long. RefSeq names its product mitochondrial ribosomal protein S34 (gene mrps34). The record is from RefSeq and is a predicted model, not a curated record. Gene Ontology annotation, molecular function: structural constituent of ribosome. Gene Ontology annotation, cellular component: mitochondrion. NCBI's taxonomy places the organism in Eukaryota, Metazoa, Chordata, Actinopteri, Perciformes, Gasterosteidae.